ACGUCUCUUUCGCUCUUUUACCAGUAAUGGUGAUAGAAACAGCAACGUCUAAGAUUGUGCUUAUUAUCAUACUUAUAUUUCAUACUUCAUUCGAAAAUGUCAAUGUAAAAUCUAAGUGCUUCAAUUUCCGGCGGAACCAGAAUGAAGAUAGUUUUCGAACAACUAGGGCCAUACUCUCCAUCAAAAUGUACAACGGAAUCGGGCUGCAGACAGCCCGAGGGUCGGGUACAAAUGGAUAUGUACAGAGAAAUAUGGCUUUGAUCCGCAACACAAAGAACAAGAUUGACUUUCGGACAGAAGAGGAGCUGCAGAAGCUAGAGGAUCAGAGGACCCGUGGUCCAAAUGCAGAGAUACGAGAACAUGCCCGCAAGAGAGCUCUGGAACUGAAAUGUGCUGAGAUGGAGGAUGUGAUGAGGGAGCAGGGUGUGCGAGAGACUCACGCAGUAGCGGAGGCCCAGCAGGAGAAGAACUCCCGGCUGAAGGAAGCUUUCGGCAUCUCGGAGUACUUUGUGGAGGGGUCGUCCUUGGACCCCAACCGCAAGGCCAAGGAGGAGGUGGCCCGGGCCGCUGCCGAGAAACAGAAGGCGUCCGUGCUCGAGGGGCAGGCGGCCGAGGUCGGGAAGAGGUACGGCUGGGUGCACACCCCCUCCCCCUCGCCCGAGCGGUCGGCGAAGAAGGACAAGAAGGACAAGAAGAAGAAGAAGAAGAGGAGCAGGGACAGGUCUUCAAGUGCUGAGUCUCGUAAAAAGCACAAGUCGAAGAAGAGCAAGCGCAGCAGGAGCGAGUCACCUAAGCGCAAGAAGCGAGAUAAGAAGAAGAAAAAGGAAAAGUCAAAGAGGCGCCAUCGCUCCUCGUCCACCUCCUCCUCAAGUUCGUCCUCGUCCUCCUCCUCGUCAUCGAGCUCUGACUCUGAUAGUGCCGUAAGGAGCAAGUCCAGCAAGCGCAGGCGUUCGCGCAGUCCCGCAGCCCAAAGGGACUCAUCAGAGUCUCGGCGCAAGAGAAGCAGAAGUCGUGAGAAGUCUCGCAAGAAACCACACCACCGCGCAGAGAGCUCACCAGAGGCUCAGCGAUCUCGCUCCAAGAAGCAGCACAGCUCAGACGUUGACUCGUCUCCAGACCAUCGUUCUGCGCGACACCAAGAUGUCCAACCUUCCAACCAACAGACAUCCAGAGACAGUCCUAGAGAUGGAGCAAGGGGGAGAGAAGGCCAGAAAGAGAAGGAAUGGGAUAAAAAGAAGGAGAGUGUAUGUAGCACCUCAGGCUUGUCUGAGGGUGAUCAGGGUCAAGCUAGGACUAAAAGAAAAAGUAGAAGUAGAAGUAGGACCACAAGUGGAGAUCAGAAGCAAGCCUCACCAAAAGGGCCAGCAACUUUGCAAGUUCUUAAUGCAAGUCAAGAGCAUGAGGUCUCAGAGAAAGGCACUAAGCCAGAGGUCUAUUGCAAUGAGAGAUCAAACAGCCGUGACUUGAGCUAUUCCCCUAUACAGCGUGAACCGCAGAGAUAUGUGAUAGGCACCGACCCACAAAAGGUGAGGUCAGGGUCCCGUUCUGUGAGCAUGUCGCCAAAGAGAUUGAAUGUUAGCCCUUCCUGUGGAUCAAUACCUUUGCCAAAAGUAGGUAGUCCAAGUAAAGUGGGAUUAGGAGAUAAAAGUAGCCCAAAAUGGAAUCAGAAUCAGACAGUGUCUAAAGUCUUAGAAACCAAUGAUGUCCUGAGAAGACCAGGUGAACUGGUCAGUGUCCGGGCCAUUGGACCUCAGGAGUUACCAAGACUUCCACAAAAUGGGCGGCACACAGGAAGACCCUCUGCAAGCAAAUCACCAGCACCUCACACAAGUGGGGUGACAGCAGCUUCACCAACCCACAGCAGGUACUCCAGAAGCUCCAGCAGAGGGAGAUCAUCUUCACGUAGCACUCGCAGCUCACGUUCUCCGUCUUCAUCAAGGUCCCGUUCACCAUCACCACGCUCACGGUCACCUACUUCUCGCUCGAGAUCCCCAAGGUCUCGUUCUCCACAUUCCCGGUCUAGAUCACACUCCCGUUCAAGAUCCCGUUCCCUGAGAUCACACUCAAGAUCUCGCUCGUAUACAAGGUCAAGGUCUCGUUCGAGGUCCAGAUCAAGAAGAAGUAGGUCCCGGUCUCGGUCACGAUCCUAUGGCCACUACAGUAGAUCGGCCUCGCGUUCAAGAUCCAGAACGAGGACCAGGUCCCGUUCAAGGUCACUCUCCAUCCCAAGGAGGAGAGGAUCGCCUUCCUUUCUUGACAAGAGAAGGAUAACAAGGUUAGUAAUACAUGGAACAAAGAUGCCUGUACCUAAUGCCAGAAAAUUAUAUGUUGGUCUCUCCCUUUGUUCAUCCUUAAAAAAGAAAAUGUGCCCGAUACAGUACUGCACAUGUCUUUGUAUAUGCAUCCAUUCCGUAUUGUAUUGUCUUAUCUAAUUUAAUUCAUAUUUUGUAGGAUUGCAAGUUACCACUUUAGUAUCAGUGUAUUAUUUUUAUUUUAUAUUUGAUACAUUAUGUUUCAAAAUAUUAUUUUUUAUUUUCCCUUCUUUUAAAUUAUAGCAUUAUUGACUUUAGGAAAUUG
Molecule: messenger RNA, 2577 nt
Organism: Penaeus chinensis
Lineage: Eukaryota; Metazoa; Arthropoda; Malacostraca; Decapoda; Penaeidae
Product: serine/arginine repetitive matrix protein 2-like
Source: RefSeq, a predicted model, not a curated record